Salarias fasciatus (jewelled blenny) is the source of this 503-nucleotide messenger RNA. Its product is annotated as fatty acid-binding protein, brain. The record is from RefSeq and is a predicted model, not a curated record. The coding region runs from base 29 to 427 and encodes 132 amino acids. The transcript is spliced from 5 exons. Gene Ontology annotation, molecular function: lipid binding. Lineage: Eukaryota; Metazoa; Chordata; Actinopteri; Blenniiformes; Blenniidae.
AAACUAUAAUCUUCUCCUCUGCUCCAUCAUGGCCGACGCCUUCUGUGCCACCUGGAAACUUGUGGAGAGCGAGAACUUUGACGAUUACAUGAAAGCUCUCGGCGUGGGAUUCGCCACCCGGCAGGUCGGCAACGUGACCAAACCCACCGUGAUCAUCAGCCAGGACGGCGACAAGCUGGUGAUCCGCACGCAGAGCACCUUCAAGAACACCGAGAUCUCCUUCAAGCUGGGCGAGGAGUUCGACGAGACCACCGCCGACGACCGCAACUGCAAAUCCACAGUGACCCUGGACGGAGACAAGCUGGUCCACGUGCAGAAGUGGGACGGCAAAGAGACCAAGUUCGUCCGAGAAAUCAAGGAUGGGAAGUUGGUGAUGAACUUAACUUUUGAGGACGUCCACGCAGUUCGUACCUACGAGAAGGCAUGAGCGUCUUCGUCCCCAGCCGGCUAAGAAGUGUUCAUUUCAUCAUUCUUGUGGACUGUUUGUGCUUCUGUUUACACUU